Coffea arabica (coffee) is the source of this 3032-nucleotide messenger RNA. The record is from RefSeq and is a predicted model, not a curated record. Lineage: Eukaryota; Viridiplantae; Streptophyta; Magnoliopsida; Gentianales; Rubiaceae.
CACUUCGAAAUACACAAAUUCUCAGCUAACAACCAUAAGCAAUGGCUGAAUUGAUUGUUCCAAAGAUAAUAGAUGUAUUGGGUGCUGUUGCCGUGAAGCAGUUUGGGGAGAAGGUCAACCUGGUGAUGGGCGUUGAAGAGGAGGUGGCAAAUAUCUCCUCUAAGUUGGCAACCAUUGAAAAAGUGCUGCAUGAUGCAGAGAGACGAAGGCUGAAGGAGGAACCUGUGGGAAUUUGGCUCGAAAAGCUGGAAGACAUAACAUAUGAGAUGGAUGAUGUGCUGGACGAAUGGAACUUCAAGAUUCACAGAGCAAAGAAUGAGGGAACUCAUCAGAAUGCCAGAAUUCAGCCAACAUUGUGGAUCAAGGUUCGUUCCCUCAUCCCAUCCCUUUGUUCUUGUCUCAAACAAGUUCCUGUGCGUAGUGAUAUAGCCCAGAAAAUAAAGAAAAUAAAUGAACAGCUAGAAUUAACUUUGAAAGAGGCAGAUCAAUUCAAGUUUAUUUCAAGUGGGGGGAUCCCUGAUUCUCAAGAUUUUAAGCGAAUUAUGAGUACCUCAAUCAUCGACGAAUCAGAGAUAUAUGGUCGAGAAGCUGAUAAGAAUGCUUUACUUGACCAAGUUUUGUCUAAGAGUAGUAGUCAAGGAAGAAAGGGGGUUCAAGUUAUCUCUAUAGUAGGGGUCGGGGGUAGUGGAAAGACCACACUUGCCCAGCUACUUUUCAAUAAUGAUAAAGUGAAGAAUCACUUUGAACUUAGAAAUUGGAUCUGUGUAUCAGAUCCUUUUGACCAGAAAAGGAUUGCGAAAGCUAUCCUUGAGAAUGCUGGAAAAAGCUCUCAAGAAUCAGAGUUGGAUCCUUUGAUCCAACGUAUAAAAGAAACUUUUUCCGGCAAGAGAUUCCUGCUUGUCCUAGAUGAUGUUUGGACAGAGGAAGAUUCAAAGUUGAAACCUUUCAAAGACUCUCUUAAGGAUGGGGCUUCCGGAAGUGUAAUCUUGGUGACAACCAGGAGUCAAAGAGUGGCCAGAGUGAUGGGAUCGACUCAUACUCAUAGCUUGAGCCUGAUCUCUGACUCCGAUUGUUGGCUAAUAAUGCAAAGGAUAGCAUUUGAUGGAAGAUCAAAGGAUAGCAUUUGGGGGUGUAAGAAAGUGGAAAGCAUUGGGGAAAAAAUUGCGAAAAAGUGCAAGGGCUUGCCACUUGCUGCAAAGACUAUGGGAAGCCUGUUACGGUUCAAAGAUACCGUACAGCAGUGGCAGAAUAUUUUGGAUAGUGAGAUAUGCUAUAACGAGUUGUCCCCGGAGCUGAAACAUUGCUUCUCCUAUUGUGCUGUCUUUCCCAAAGAUCAUUCGAUAUUUGUAGAAGAGCUUAUUGGGAUGUGGAUAGCAGAAGGUUAUGUUCGCCCAAGGCGAAGAGGUGAGCGCUUGGAACUGGUGGGCCGUGAGUACUUCGACAAUUUGGCAAUGCGUUCCUUUUUUCAAGAAUUACGAAAAGUUGAGUUCUUUCUAGUUCAUGAUUUUACAUUGUGCAAGAUGCAUGACAUAGUACAUGAUUUUGCACAAUUUCUCAGAAAAAAUGAAUUAUGUCAUGUACUUGAUGGAAUUGAUUAUGAACAAGGCAUUGGAAGAAAUUCAUCUAGUGAAAGAGCACGUCAUCUAACGUGGCUUGGCACUGAGAGGACGUUUAGUUCUCUAGUUGUUGAUUUUGGAAGGCUCAGGAGCUUUUUUUGCUCUUCCACGUGGAAGAGUAGUGCCCCAAGAUUUGUUCUGCAGUUUGAAGUGCGUGAGGACCCUGGCUUUAUAAAGCUUUCAUGCCUUUCUCAAAGGAUUGAAGGCCUUGUACACUUGAGGCACCUUUUCAAUUUUGGGACCUCUGAAUCACUUCAAAUUCCACAAGGACUCAGGAAGCUUACUUCACUUUGUACUUUGACUCAGUUCAUCGCCAGGGGCAACUCUGAUGAUUUGGCAAUUUUGAAGGACUUGAACCAACUGGAAAGAUUGAUCAUUCAUAUUCAUGGAGAAGUAGAUUUUGGGAGUGCUGAACUUGGAAAGAAAAAAAACAUGCGUGAAAUGUCUUUGUUGUUUAGCAAUAGGGUCCACUUUAUAGAAACUCCAAGUUGCAUUGAAAGCGAGGAACCACCUCCAAACUUGCAACAACUUGCGCUAACUCGCUGUCCAGGAAACGAGUUACCAAGUUGGCUUGUGACGACGUCUCUUGUCAAUAACUUGACGAAGCUAAUUAUCAAUGAGGCCUACAAUAUCUCAUCCUUGCCUGCCUUGUGGAAGUUGUCGUCCCUAGAAGAACUUGGGCUCAUUGGAGUGGGAAAGCUAGAAUGUUUGAGUAAGGCAUUCUUUGGAAUUACAAAAGCAGUGCAUGAGAAUAGUCAUGAAACUUUUGAUGCAUUGUCAAACUCUGAGCCAUCAUCCUUAACUGAAGCAGUAGCAUUUCCGAAUUUGAGAAAAUUACGAUUUUCUUACAUCCAAAAUUGGACAAAUUGGGAAGACUUAAGUGAAGAUGAUGAAGAACUUGCUAUCUCUAUCAUGCCACAUCUGGAGGAGCUAAAAAUUCAUGAUUGUGAAAAGGUUGAAAUUUUGCCACAUCGCAUCCUCGGAAGGAUAUCAUCUCUCAAAACAUUGGAUAUUCGGAAUUGCUUCAAGUUGAGUGAUCGUUACUCUAGUAAAACAGGAGAUGACUGGAUAAAGAUAUCACACAUUCCUCGAGUUGACAUAUCUGAUGAAUAUUAAUCCGCUCAGAUAAUACUCGUUGAUGGCCCAAAAUUGAAGCUACAGCAGGAGGCAUUGGAGGAUCAAUCCCUACGGCAACUUUUCACUUAGGUGCAUUUAAAAUUCAAAUAAUUGCAAAUAUGGUUGAAGAGCCACAUCCAUAUGCUUUGUUUAGAAUCAUUUGUUGAAACCGUUUGUAUCCUUAACAAUUUCCAGAUUGACUUUCAAGUGUGACAUAACCAGUCUUUGUUUCUUCAAAUUAUUAUUGUCCUAUUGUAUGCAAGUUUGUGUAGAUUUCUUUAAAUUACUCCCAUUUUUAAC